AUGAAAAUUGCAUUUAUACACCCAGAUUUGGGAAUAGGCGGCGCCGAGAGACUCGUGGUGGACGCCGCUGUUUCGCUUCAAGAAGAGGACAACGAGGUGACCAUAUACACAUCCCAUUGCGAUCGGACACACUGUUUCGAAGAAGUGGCCAAUGGAACGCUUCAUGUGGAAGUAUGUGGUGAUUUUUUUCCUACCAAUAUCAAGGGUAGACUCCAUAUUGUGUUCGCUACACUAAGACAGCUAUGGCUAUGUCUUUGGUUGGUGUUCUCUGGAGAGAUUGAGAGAUAUGACAUGUUUGUUCUAGACCAAUUGCCUUAUUGUCUACCUCUUCUUCAUUAUAACAAACGAUCCGAUGCCAAGACUCUUUUUUACUGUCAUUUUCCAGACCAAUUACUGGCUUCUCAUGCCUCUCUCGUGAGAUCAUUGUACCGCAAAGUGUUUGACACCAUUGAAGAGUUCACGACGGGUUGUGCAGAUGAAAUUGUGGUGAACUCCAAGUUCACUAGAUCAAUUUUUAAAAAGACGUUUAGGUCCUUGGCACAUAUCACUCCUCAGGUCAUAUAUCCGUGUGUGCCAACUGCGGUUGAGCUGGAGGAGUCUAGUGUGAAGGAGGUGAGCACGUUCCUCAACGGCUCGGACAUGUUUUUGUCCAUCAAUAGAUUCGAAAGGAAGAAGAACAUUUCGCUUGCUAUUUUGGCAUUUGCUGAUCUGUUGAGCUCUUUGCCGGAGCAAAAACGGUCAGUUUUGAAGCUGGUACUGGCCGGUGGCUAUGAUGCUAGGGUCAGGGAGAACGUGGAGUAUCUGAUCGAACUAGAGGAGCUCUGCGCGAAGCUCCAGCUCAAGUCAAUAACUCUCAGAGGAAACCUGAGUACUUAUCCCAAAGACAGAAAUGUUUUCUUUUUGCCUUCCGUGACCUCUGAUUUAAAGGAUUCACUGAUCUCGCAGUGUCAGAUUUUGCUAUAUACCCCAUCCUUUGAACACUUCGGAAUUGUACCACUGGAAGCAAUGCGUCAGGGAAAAAUUGUCCUUGCAACGGACACAGGGGGACCCUUGGAGACUGUGGAGAAUUUUUCUGCGGAGUCCAAAUCGUGGACGGGUUUCACGAUUUCGUCAGACCACAUCGAAUGGAGUGCUGUCAUGAACCAGGUUCUACAAAUGGACCCACAGACCAAGGCUGAUGCUGGCGAAAGGGCUAAAAAACGUGUUUAUGUUAUGUUUUCUCGCAAAUCCAUGCAAUUGAGGUUUUUGGAAACUUUUGAGAUCAUGAGGCCCAAGAGGUUUAGUUAUGAACCAUACCUGGCGCAGACCGUCAAAAUAAGGUUUAUUUUUUACGCGCUGUUUGCAUAUUAUAUAUCUCAGAGUUUGACGUGA
This is a messenger RNA of Kuraishia capsulata CBS 1993, 1371 nucleotides long. RefSeq lists its product as uncharacterized. Gene Ontology annotation, molecular function: alpha-1,3-mannosyltransferase activity; GDP-Man:Man(1)GlcNAc(2)-PP-Dol alpha-1,3-mannosyltransferase activity. Bases 1 to 1371 code for a protein of 456 amino acids. The record is from RefSeq and is a predicted model, not a curated record. NCBI's taxonomy places the organism in Eukaryota, Fungi, Ascomycota, Pichiomycetes, Pichiales, Pichiaceae. The transcript has 2 exons.